Physcomitrium patens is the source of this 1299-nucleotide messenger RNA. RefSeq names its product ferritin-like catalase Nec2. The record is from RefSeq and is a predicted model, not a curated record. NCBI's taxonomy places the organism in Eukaryota, Viridiplantae, Streptophyta, Bryopsida, Funariales, Funariaceae.
AUGCAAUGAGUUCGAUGUGUGACUAUCACUCUCCCUCACCUUGAAAAAUCAGGAGCGGAUUCCUUCAGGGUGUGAACACAGUGUUGUUGUUAUGAUGGGUACUCGGAACGUGUUGGUUUUUGCUGUUGGGUUGUUUCUUGUGCUGAGCUUUGCUGCAGCUAGCGGCAGUAAACAUGACGACAACCAUGAGCUGAUGAUCGGGGGGCUGGACAUCGACUACAAGUGCCGGCCCGGGAACUAUACCACCACCAAGGACAAGGAGCUCACGCAGGUUGCUCUGAACUUGGAGUAUUUCGAAGCGGAGUAUUUCUUGUGGGGAGCUUACGGCUAUGGUUUGGACAAGAUUGCUCCCUACUUGGUCGAUGGCGGUCCCCCCCCCAUUGGUGCUCAGAAGGCCAAUUUGGACGCUUACUAUACCGAUAUCUACAUUCAGAUGGGGCUUCAGGAAGUUGGACAUCUCAGGGCGAUCAAGAGAGCUUUGGGUGAUCCUCCCAGGUGUGCAUUCCCUCGCACUCAGCUGGACAUUAGCAAAAAGACCUGGGCCGAUACGAUGGACAAGGCGUUCCUGCAGACUUUCGGCGAGAAGCUGAACCCUCCCUAUGAUCCUUAUGAAGACAGCUUGAAGUACCUCAUCUCCACGUACACCAUUCCCUACGUUGGGUUGACGGGAUACGUCGGCGCUAACCCCGAGUUGAAGGGAUACAAUGCCAAGAAGCUUGUGGCUGGUUUGCUGGGUGUGGAGUCGGGUCAAGACGCUAUCAUUCGCACCGAAAUGUACCGCCAGAAGAACAAGAAGGUCAGCCCGUACAAGUACACCGUGGCGGAUUUCAGCAACGCCAUUUCCAACUUGAGGAACAACUUGUCCCACGCUUUCGUUGACGAAGGAUUGGUGGUGCCAAAUGAGCUGGGUGCUGAAAUGAUGGUGACUGGUAACAUAUUGUCUGCUGACAACGACUCUCUCUCCUACCCUCGUACUGCCGAGCAGGUGUUCGAAACUGUUUACGGGACCGGAGAUGCUUCCAAGCCCGGAGGCUUCUAUCCCAAGGGCUGUCAGGGUGUCAUCGCCGCGAGUUACCUUGAUUAGAGGAUUAGAGGAUUCGCCUGCGAUUCGUUGAAUCCAGGACGGAUGUUGAAUAGUGUUGAUCUAUGUUGUUCAUUUGUUGGAUCUGAACUGUGAAGAUUGUCGAAUUGUGUAGAAUUGGAGAAUAAAUUGUGGUGAUGAGCAUGUACAUACACUACGAAUGCAGCAGAUUUGCGGCAGUUUUUCAGUUCAAUGAAAUUGGGUGUGUUACAUUGUAA